GAGGAGGAGGAGGAGGAGGAGGAGGUGGCAGCGGCAGCGCCCGCCCCGCCCCGCCCCGCCGCCGCCCUCCUCCCCUCCCUCAGCCGCGGGCCGCCCGGCCAUGUAGACGGGGCGGAGGAGCCCCCCAUCCCCCCCCCAGCCGCCAUGGAGGACGCGGUGCCGGGCGUGAACGCGGACGCGGAGGUGCGGAAGCUGCAGGAGCUGGUGAAGAAGCUGGAGAAGCAGAACGAGCAGCUCCGCAGCCGCCACGCCGCCCUGCCCGCCGGCCCCGCCAGCCCCAAGCGGCCCCCGGCCGGCAGCGGGGCCUCGCCGGCUCCCCCUUGCUCCUCGCCGCCGCCGCCGCCUGCUCUCCCGCCGGCCGACGGCCGCUGCCUCAGCCCCGGCCCCGGCUCCGGCUCCGUGUCCAGGGCCGCGGGGCGGCGGCCGCCCCCCGAGGAGCCCGGCGGGGAAGGCGACGGCCUGCUGGACGACGCGGCGCUGCUGCGGCCCGACGAGCUGGAGCGCCUGGCCGGCUGCGAGGAGGACGAGACCGGCUGGCUAUAUACGUCCCCAAAGAAGAGACUGACUCCAGUGCAAAAAUCUGUUAGUCCAUUAGUUUGGUGCAGGCAAGUGUUGGAUUACCCAAGUCCUGACAUUGAAAGUGCUAAAAAGUCACUGAUCCACAGGCUGGAACAGACGAUGUCAGCUUUGAAGAGACAGAAUUUGUACAGUAGCCCUUUCAGUGCGGUCAGUUACGCCAGCUCCUAUAGUCCAAAUACUAGUAGCCCCUACAGCAGUGGUUUCAACUCUCCCUCCUCAACACCAGUGAAAUCUGCUUUAGUAAAACAGUUCAUACCUCCUGGUACCUCAGGUCACCUUAAAAGCUCAGCAGAUAGGAAUCCUCCACUAAGUCCACAGUCCUCUUUGGACAGUGAAUUAAGUGCAUCAGAGAUGGAUGAGGACUCUAUUGGAUCUAAUUACAAGCUAAAUGAUGUAACAGAUGUGCAAAUUUUAGCACGAAUGCAGGAAGAAAGCCUCCGGCAAGAGUAUGCAGCAACUGCUUCGCGGCGUAGUUCUGGUUCUUCUUGCAAUUCUACGAGGCGAGGCACACUCAGUGAUCAGGAGCUUGAUGCACAGAGUUUAGAAGAUGAAGAAGAUGGCAUGCAUCACGCGGUGCACCCUGCUGUUAACAGGUUCUCACCAUCACCUCGUAGCUCUCCAUGGCCAUCACCAAAACAAUCUCCAAGGAAUUCACCUCGUUCCCGAUCGCCUGCUCGAAGUAUAGAGUACAGUAGAGUGUCGCCCCAGCCUAUGAUUAGCCGUUUACAGCAACCUCGUCUUUCACUUCAAGGCCAUCCUACAGAUUUGCAGACUAGUAAUGUCAAAAGUGAAGAAAAACUAAGGCGUAGUCUUCCAAACCUGUCCAGGACAUCUAAUAUCCAAGCUGAGUCUGUGAAAAACAGCAGAAGUGACUCAAACUUCCAAGUGCCAAAUGGAGGAAUACCUCGCAUUCAACCUCAAGCCUCAGCCAUACCUUCUUCAAGUAAAUUCCGCUCCCCUGCAGCACCAUCUCCCCUAGCUCUCCGACAACCGGUGAAAGCAUUUAGUAACCAUGGACCCAGUUCUGUUGCUUCUCCAGAAGCCACGCAGCUGACGCACAGCAGUUCUUCACCAGGGCCUCUUGGGGCUCAGAGUUCAGGCUUGCCAAGCCCUGCCAGCAGUAUUAACAGCACGACUCUUACCAGACCGGCAGGGACAGCAGGGAUGAGGAGUGGUUUACCCAGACCCAGUGCCCCUUCUGCAGGGGGCAUCCCAGUGCCUCGCAGCAAACUUGCACAGCCUGUUCGCAGAUCAUUACCCACUCCUAAAACCUAUGGUAACAUGAAAGACGAAAGUUGGAAAGACGGCUGCUAUUGAACUGCAAAGUGUAAUGCAAAGUUCCAGUGCUCAUGGAUGCUUCCUCACCAGACUAACAGACAGCUCGAUUAUACAGACUGUUCAGAUGUGACUUUUGGGAUUUGUAAAAAUUCCAGACCUCUCUGUCUCUAAUUAGCACAAACUGGCAGAGAUUAUAAAGCAGCACUUUAAUGACAUCUAACAUCAGAUGUUUGGUGAUCAUACAAUCACUUCCACAUUAAAUUGCUCUCAGUUCUGUUGUUGGUUUUCGUUUUUGUUUUUUUUUUGCUUGCUUGCUAAAAAUAUAUCAAUUUGAGCAUUUAUGACAGUGGCCAAUGUCUGGGCAAAAACCUAACGAAUGCCAAAGAAAUGCCCAUCUUGAAAAAGAGCAAGUAUAACAGUCAACUUAGAUUGUCCUAAACUUCAUUUUAAACUGUUUUAAAUCAGCAAAAUGAUUGGUGAAUAUGUACUAUUAAAACAAGACCACAUUAAUCAGAGUGGGUAUUCUGAUUGCAGACUGCUACAGUGCUAACAGAACAUUGCUUUUCACAAUUGUUUGAGAUUCUCGUUGGGGAAAGUGGUACGUACAUCCUUCAGAAAGAAUCAGAAGUUACUCUGGAGGCUUAGGUAGAACAGUAAAUAGUAGCCAUGGCUUUUAUUAACGUUGAAGGUUUGAAUGUAGCAGACGUACACAAACACAAUAGUAUAGAUUGCAUCUUUCCAACGUUGAUUUAUCAGCUUUACAUGCUCUUAUAUGUUUGAUUGCCAAAAGGGCUUCGUAUCAUCUGUACAAUCUUUCUAACCUUAACGUUUCUGGCUCAGGAAAGAUGGCCUUUGCUAUUGUAGCCACAUUUUUAACACAUGGCACGCUAUUUGGGGAAAACUUUUUUUUAUAGCAGGUUUCCUUGAAAAGGAAAGAGCAAGUAGUAAUGUUGCUUUGUUCGAAUACCAUACCACUAUGCUUGCAGCCUGGAACAAAACUGUAAAUGCUGGUAGUUACGGAGAAGGAAACACAACUAUGCACUUGUAACAUACAAAUUUUAAGGUAAUGAGUUGACUCUUGAUGCCAAAUGAUAUUCAUUUAGGUGAUGUUCCAUGGUAUGAGGGAGUUUUCUGUAUCCUAUUUUUUUACUUUCAUCCAUUUCUUAAAUUGGUUUAUUUUAAAUUGUAAAUAUUUUUACAGAAGAUAUUGCCCAUGUAAGUGUGUUUAAAUAUGUACUUUGCCUUACAUAUGUGUAUCUUACGUUACUGGUAACAGAGUAUGAAACCUGCUAUGUCUGUUUACAAGCUAUUAAAUUCCUCCAGUGGCUCUGACUUAUUCUAACACUCACAUUUUGCUCAAAGCAACUCAUUCAUACAAUUACCAUUUGAACCAUUGUUUUCUGUUCCGGAAGACAUCAUGCAAAAUUUUGUAACUAAAGUUGUAUUGGGUGGGACUAGUUAAAUGGAAGGGAUUUUGUUUGAAGCUUUUUCAGUAUUUUGGGUGUACAGUUGAUGAAGUAACAGAAUGUGAAUGGUAUCCUUUGUGCAAUGACUGACGAACACUACAGGUUGGAUUGGACGGUAGGUAGCCUUCAGCCCCGUUAGUAUCUGAGGUUGGAACUGCAGGUGUAUUUUGAUUCCCACCACCAUGAGGAUAACUAACCCUGAAAUUCUGGCACUUGAAUUUUAGGCUAGCAUUAGCAUAUUCCUGGAUGAAAAGCCAUGCAAUACUACUUGAGUUGGAAGAAGCCAAAUAGGAAGGAGUGAAGACUGAUUUGCAGCUCUAAUUACUCCAGCAGCUGUAGGCAUGUUUUGGAUUGACGAGUGACUUCACACUCCAGACCAAGAUCUGUGUCGAGACUUUAAAGUCUGGGUAUCAAAUAUACUGUAAUUCAGCAAGGUUUCAGCAGAAGUAAAGAAACUACCUGGCAGCAGUAGACCACUCUUAGGCACUAACGUAGCCUCGUGUCACUUGCUGGUGCAGGUAACGGAUGUUAGUUAGGCAGCAUCAUGUAACUAGUGAGCAGAAGAGAUCAAAUGCACCUCUUCCCAUAAAAGCCUGAAUUCUAACAUUUCAGCUUUUUAUAAAGCAAUGCUGCAGUCUUCAUUGACAAAAGAUGAAUUUUAAUUGGUGGAUUUUAUCAAAUGCUUAACAGACUUUUAAAUUUUGCGAUUCAGUUUAGAUGACAAUAUUGGGGUUUUACCAUGGCUGCAUCAAACUGUUGUAAUACGUUUCCUUAAGUUAAGUAAUUCAUCACUUGGGUAAGUUCAGCUUCAGUUCUGUAAGCAUUCUUUCCUCUGCCGUUCUACUCCCCCUGGAAUACAGCUAACAACUUCCUGAAGAAACAGACUAUCUGUUCACUAAAAGCCUUUGUGCAUUACCAGUUUAUUGAUAUCAGGAAAUCAUGGGGCUCUGUGUUUAGAGAUUACUGCAGAAGUGUGGAAAUAUGGAUUUGAUAAACUAGUGCCUAUGAUUUACUUAACUUAUGUUUGAUAUAGUAGUAAGGGUUUUAUGAAUGUGGAUUACUUUGUGUGCCAACAGCUCGGAAUUGUUGUAUGUAUGUAGGCAGAAAGACUUGUUCUGCUUCCAAAGUUAUUUAAUUUUUUUUUUGUGUUUGAAUGUUUUUGUAAGUGUUAAAAGUGUAAAAAUAUAUAUAUAAAAUAUUCUUACCACAGAAUA
Messenger RNA from Anas platyrhynchos (mallard), 4537 nucleotides. It is a transcript of the gene SLAIN2, whose product is annotated as SLAIN motif family member 2. Lineage: Eukaryota; Metazoa; Chordata; Aves; Anseriformes; Anatidae. Gene Ontology annotation, cellular component: microtubule plus-end. Gene Ontology annotation, biological process: cytoplasmic microtubule organization; microtubule nucleation; positive regulation of microtubule polymerization. The record is from RefSeq and is a predicted model, not a curated record.